Molecule: messenger RNA, 1632 nt
Organism: Ilex paraguariensis (yerba mate)
Lineage: Eukaryota; Viridiplantae; Streptophyta; Magnoliopsida; Aquifoliales; Aquifoliaceae
Source: the annotation of a GenBank genome assembly
CGCAAACCAUGGCGAAGAAGAAGAAAGAAGACACCCAGCCCCAAACACCAGUUGAAGAAGAAGACGAAGAGUACAUAGAGAAGAAGAAAAAGAACAGUAAAAAGAAGAAAGCACAGAUAGAUGUAAAGAUCGAGACCACGAGGGAACACCCAGAAAAGAUUUCCCCCAUAAUCGGUUACUUUCCCUCCGGUUUCGACCCACUCAAGGACCGUGCAGUUCAUGGCCAAGACGAAGAAUCAGAUUCACAACAACACAGGGUUAAGGUUUAUAGGCAUGUUAAAAGGAAUAAUCGCUUGCAGAUGGUGGUGAGCCCAAAUGGGUCUCACGUGGAUUUCGUUGGUACUAGUUAUUUGGGUGAAGCCACGGCUCCUCAGGUCUGUACUUAUGCUCUUGGGGUUUUGGAUAAGGAGACUCAGACGCUGAAGAUCAUACCCGUUGCAGCCAAUAAGAUAUUUAGGCUGGAACCAAGAGUACGAGGAUCAGAAUUAUCUGACAAUGAACUGUCAGAAACGGAAAAGAAAGAACUCGCUUUGGAAAAUAAGGCUGACAAAUUAAAAGAUCUGACCCUCAUGUAUUCAACUAAAAAGACAAUAAGACAGGCUAAAAAACGUGAGUCACUUCGUCAAAAAGAAGAUCCCAGAUCUAAGGAGGACUUGGACAGGAAAUUAGAGGAAAUCACGAUAAACAAGGAGGCCCUUGAAGUUGCUGACACUAGUACGAAUGCUCGUAAUAUCCCACCCCAUGAUAUGUCAGCCACUACACCCCAAAUGGCUUAUCCAUUGGAAAAGAUUAUUUUCAGGGGAGAGUGGGACUACCUCUUAGAUAUUUUUGAGCUUUCACAAGGAGGAGCUGAAGUGGAACCUGAUGCAUAUCCAAGCUUUGUGUGCAACAGAGUUGGUGGAUUGGAACAUAUCAAGGAUGAGGACGAGAAGCAAAGGCUGGCUUGCAUACUUUCAUACAUUACUCAUCUCAUUAAGUUCAAGGACAAACAUUCUAUGGAUGGUUUUUCCUCUGCAAAGUAUCAUAAAAUCCCAGGCAUUUUAUUCCAGAAGUUUUCAGCCAUGUUUGCUGAUUUAGAUGCAAAAAGACUUGUGGAUAACAGGAGAGAUCUUCUUAUAAGCUAUGUCUUGGUGCUUACUCUCUUUGCUGACAAUUUCCGAACUGACCCAUCAGAUAUAGCCAAGGAUCUGAGAAUGAAUGCCGUAGCAUUGAGACCACAUUACGAACAUUUAGGCUGCAAGCUCGUGCGUGAGGGACCCCUGUUACUGGUUACACUUCCUGUACCACUGCAAUUUCCAACGAUGAGGAGGAAGCGGCGACGGUAAAUGGAUGUGCUGUUGUGUUACUUCUGCAAGGACAACCCAAAUACUCGUAUCCUCUGCUGAUUCAUAGUUUGUAUUUCUUUUUUAAAUUCAUCAUCUCACUGUAAGCAACUUCAAGGAAAUUUCACUUCUAUUUGAACUAUUAUACGGUCUGUUUACACUCAUGCUCUUAUAUCAUGCCAUAUUUUAAAGGGCUUCUACCCUUGGUUGUUAAAUAGCUGUAUGCAUCAAGGUUUUGUUCUACUACUUGUUAUUGCAAUGGAUCAAGCCUUGCUAACUUUUGUUAGGAAUACGGUGGGAAAAGAAUUCG